Molecule: messenger RNA, 1317 nt
Organism: Closterium sp. Naga37s-1
Lineage: Eukaryota; Viridiplantae; Streptophyta; Zygnematophyceae; Desmidiales; Closteriaceae
Source: the annotation of a GenBank genome assembly
AUGUGCCGUAAUACUCCUCCUUUUGCUCCUUACCUGCUGCCGUCCCGUCCCCUACACCAGUUCUCCGUCCUCACUUCCUCACCCCCCCAUUACUCCCCCAUUACUCCUCACUUUCCUAUUACUCCUUCCCCGCUUCCCCCUCUUCCCCUCCUUCCACCCCCGACACAGCUCUUCCCAAUCGCCGCCACCUCCCCCUGCGCCGCCGCGCCCAGCCCCCCGCCGCCCUGCGCGCACCCGGACCCCCUCUGCUGCGCCUCCCCCCCCCGCGCCCCCACCGACCCCUCCCCUCCUGCGCCCGCGAACUUGACCCUAUGGCGGGAGCGGCUUCACGGAGUGGUGCUGGCGAUUUUCUACAAUCACGCGCCGCUGGUUAACGCGUCCGUGGCGCUGCUAAGGAGGGUGUAUGGGCGCGUGUUCCAAGACAUAGUGGUCUACUCGGACGAGGCGAUUCCUGAGCUUGGCGUUCUGCGGAUGCGUGGAGUGGGCGGUGGGGAGCGCACGCCGUGGUAUUUUGCACACGCCACGCUGGCAGACGUAUUCGAGAGCCACCCCUCCGCUGCCGGCGUGCUCUGGUGCAACGACGACGUUAUUCUCAACUACUGGGACUUUGCUGGUGCCAAUAAGGCCCAUCCAUCCUGGACGCUCCAUUUUUCCUCCUUUGCUCAACAGUCCCACCCCCUCUCUCUUUCCCCCCACCUUCCGCCCCCUCCCUCUCCCCCACCCCGUCUCUUCCGCUUGCCCUCCCAGUCUCGCAUCUGGUUCCCCAACAACCCCACUCUCGACUACCGCUGGGUCUCCCUCUCCCCCUCGGGCCCCUUCACCCCGGACGUGCCUGACUGGACCAACAACCCCCGAAUAAGACGAUUAGUGCUGGCGGCGGUGGACAGCCUGUCGCCGCCCCUGCGUGCGCGGUUUAAAGAGGCGACUGUGGAGCACAAGGGGAUGUACACGAAGCGGAUUGCAGAUGUGGUUUAUGUGCCCAUGCGCCAUGCUCCCCCCAUCUCCACCCACCUACUGCCCGCACUCAGUCACGUGUACUCAGAGGUGGCUGUGGGCAACAUGCUGCUGUGCGUGGAGCCCUUUUCACAGUGGGACCCAGUGCUAGACGCCACGGUCUACCUCUGGGAUGCGUUGCGCGACCAGGUCAACGCCUCCUACUCCACGCUCAUUCCCGCGCUGCACCCGUGGAAGCUCAGCACGCGGGAGGCGCAGCAGCAGCUGCUGCGCCGCAUGAGAGACGCGGAUCCGUCGCUAAACGAGGUUGAGCCGCCCGCCAGAGGGGAAAACGUGGAGCAGUUGGGUGUGGCGCAGAAAUAA